AUGGAUUUCAACAGCGUCUGCGGACCGGCCGUCCAGUGCGUGAGGACGACGCGCCCCAGGAGCGCGGCGUGCGGCUGCGCCGCCGCGGCGGGGGCGCUGCUGCUGGGGCUGAGCUUCAGCUCCCUCGAGUACACCGAGGUGGGCCUGAACCUGUCCCAUAUCACAAACAACGUCUCGCCGCAAGGCUACACGGCCGGGCUGUACUGCCUCGGCCCUGGCAACUCGUUCAUUAAGUUUCCAGGGACGGUGCAGACCAUCCAGUUCUCGCUGGACCAGGGCUCGGCGGGGCCGCCGAUGCGCUCGCGCACGAGCGACGGCCUGGAGGUGCAGCUGGAGGUGUCGUUCCAGUACCAGCUGAACUUCAGCACUGUCUACGACCUCUACCGGAAGUUCGGCACCCAGUACAAGCCCGUCUUCGUGAACAUGGCCACGGACAUCAUCACCGCCAAGGCUACGGCGUACAACGCGACCGCCUUCUUCAUGGACAGGCCAGCAAUCAGCUUGGCGAUGGAGGACGAGCUGAAGGACCACCCACCGGCGUUCGAGACCGAGGCUUUCUCCUCGGUGCCGUUCUUCCAGCUGCGCUCCGUGUCCUUGCCCUCGGAGUUCGAGCAGGCUAUCCAGGACACCGAGGUCAAGGUGACAUCCAGACGGCCAACGCAGAGUUCCAGACAAGGGGGGUCGAGAUGGACACCAAGAUCUUGCAGGCGCAGCAGACGGCGGCACAGCUUAACAUAA
Molecule: messenger RNA, 738 nt
Organism: Prorocentrum cordatum
Lineage: Eukaryota; Dinophyceae; Prorocentrales; Prorocentraceae
Source: the annotation of a GenBank genome assembly